Messenger RNA from Encephalitozoon hellem ATCC 50504, 3258 nucleotides. Its product is annotated as myosin heavy chain. Bases 1 to 3258 code for a protein of 1085 amino acids. The transcript has a single exon. Lineage: Eukaryota; Fungi; Microsporidia; Unikaryonidae. Gene Ontology annotation, molecular function: actin filament binding; ATP binding; microfilament motor activity. The record is from RefSeq and is a predicted model, not a curated record. Gene Ontology annotation, biological process: vesicle transport along actin filament; actin filament organization. Gene Ontology annotation, cellular component: cytoplasm; myosin complex; actin cytoskeleton.
AUGGAAAAUAAUGAUCUAUGCGAAUUGAAUGAUCUGGAUGAUGAUGUUAUCCUUAACAUAUUGGAGAAGAGGUAUGCUUCUGGAAGGAUUUAUACCAAAUCCGGGCUAAUAUUUCUGGCUCUUAAUCCAUAUGAAAACAUUAACUCUCAUGACAUAAAGACUUUGCAGCCGUCUUCUGACUAUUCUGGCAAUGUACAUGUCUAUGAUGUGGCGGAGGCAUCGUAUCAAGAUUUAUUUGUCCAUGGAAAUCAAACCAUUGUAAUUAGCGGGGAGUCCGGGUCUGGAAAAACAGAAAACACAAAACUAGUUAUAAAGUACUUAGUAGAAAGAACAGCAAGCAAUGCAUCUAUCGAGAGAAACAUAGCAGCCGCCAAUGCGAUUUUGGAAGCAUUUGGAAAUGCACAGACUGUUCUCAAUGAUAACAGUUCGAGGUUUGGAAAAAGGAUCAAGCUAAUGUUUGAUGGAAAAAUAACCGGAGCUAGGUUUGAGACAUAUCUCCUCGAAAAGAGCAGGGUGACUCACCAUGAAGCCGGAGAAAAGAACUUUCAUAUAUUUUACCAAUUUUGCGCCUUUAAGGACUUUAACUUGAAGAACGAUUUCAUUGACACUUCAAAUCUACUAGGAGAUAGAGAAAGCACUAUGCGCCUGUCUGAAGAAUAUGAGGCAACAUGUUCUGCAAUGAAAAGCAUAGGAAUAACCUGUAUAAAAGAGAUUGAGAAAUGCCUUUUAGGAAUUCUAUAUUUAGGGUCUAUUCAAUUCAGCAGUGAUGGGAUUCUCAAGGUUGUGAGAAAUGAGUGUUUUACUGAAUUCUGCAAGCUUCACCACAUCCAAGAAGACGUAUUUGAGGAAUCACUUGUUAGAUUUUCGAUAAAAGUCAAGGGAGAAACGAUAGAGGUCUUCAACACUUUGAAGCAAGCCAUCACAAUAAGAAACUCUAUGGCCAGGUUACUUUACUCGAACAUAUUCAACUAUAUUACAACAUCCAUAAACAGCUGCCUGAGUGGAAGCGGAGAGGUUUCUAUCUCUGUUCUUGAUAUAUUUGGAUUUGAGGUUUUUGAAAACAACGGCCUUGAUCAGCUUUGCAUAAACUGGACAAAUGAGAAGAUACAGAGCGACUUUAUUAGGAAGGUUUUCAGAGAGAAGCAGGAAAUGUACAAGGAGGAAGGCAUUGAGUGGAAUGAUGUCGAAUUCUUUGACAAUAACCAAUGUAUUCUUGACUUUGAAAAGCCCUGUGGGCUUAUGGAUCUAAUAAGUGAGGAGAGCUUUAAUGCAUGGGGAAAUACUAAAAACCUAAGCAUGAAGAUAAAAAACUAUUUGAAUGGAAAUAUCAGGACUAAGGCGGAUGAUAGGAUAAUAGUAUCCCACUAUGCAGGGAGCGUGGAGUACGAUCUAAGGUCAUUUUUAGAUAAGAACAGAGAAAAAGGAAACCUAAGGAUAUUCAAGAAUGAUCUUAUCAUUGAUGAAGAAAGCAAAGAGGAUCUAGUUAAGUAUUUCAAAGAUUCCAUGAAUAGGUUACUCCAUUCCAUAAAUGAAACUCAAGCAAAAUAUAUAAAAUGUAUAAAGCCCAAUGCUCACAAGAAGCCAAAAGUAUUUGAUAGAUUAUUAGUAUCAAAACAGCUUGUAGAGUGUGGAAUUUUGGAAACCAUAAGGGUAAGUAAGCAAUGUUUCCCACAGGAAAUAAGGAAGGAUGAGUUUGAAAGUCGCUAUAAAAUUCUUGAGCCUACGUUAUUCGAUAUGGUCAAUGUGAAAAAGGGGAAAACAAGGUACUUUAUGAGCAACGAGACCCUAAAUAUCUUAGAAGCACGCAGGCUUCUAUUUUAUGCUGAGUGUUUUAGAAAUAUCAAGCACGCCUUGAGAGGCUAUCUGAGUGGACGAGGUCCCGAUAAAAAGCAAAGCAUUACGUUUGUGAGUAGGGAUAUGAAUGGAGACGUUCCACUUACGGAUCAUAAUUCCAUGGAGCUCCUAGUUGAAGGGGGCGAAGAUAUUGAAGAACUCCAAGAUUCAAAAGAAGACACUGAGGAGCAAAGAAGCUACAAGGAGAUAAUACGAGAUCUAGAACUCAAGAUAGAACAAUACAAAAGAUUCUGUGAGGCGCCUUGUAGGAAUUGCAAAUCUCUUGAGCUGAAGUACAGGUUCCAGAGUGAAGCUCUAAAGAAAAAAAAUAUGGUUGAGUUGGAGCUCGAGAAAUACAAAGCAAAGGUUGAGGAUCUUGAAAGGCUUCUUUUAGAAAAAGAAGAGGACGACGACGAUUCGCAGAUGAGUGUGUCGUUUACCAAUUCUUAUAAUGUGCUCAGCUGCCUGGUACAAUUGUAUUUGGAGUUUGUUCCUACGUUUUCGAACGAGGAAGUACCUAGACCUGAGGUUUUGAGUCUGGCGCAUUCUGCAUUUUACGCUGUGAAUAAGCUUGGGAAGGAUAUAGUAGAAAGCUCAGUAUGUAUGAUGAAUGAGAUUAGCCUUAAGUUACACAUGUUUGAGAGAAACAUACAUAAGGUUUCCUUCAUUCUAUCCAAUCUUAUUGAAUACGAAAGCAUUCUCCGUGGGCAGGGAAUCAAUAAUGUAAGCGAGGUCAAAAAUCUCGUAUCUGUUUUGUUCAAACAUCUUUGUGAGCUUCAGAGAAGCUCUCUUCUUGAAGUCCUUCCCUAUGCUGUCAUAGAACACCAGCAGCUAUCAAAAUUCAAAUGUAACGAAGGAUACCUCAAAAAAAUAUUCAAACCUCCUCACAUUUCCAAACUUAUACGUCUCCUAGAAUACUUUUAUCACCAGAUGUCCUACUAUUACAUCCCGGACACAUAUAUUAUGGAAUCUGUCAAUUAUCUUCUCAAAACCAUAAACGUUUCCGUCUUCAACGAGAUCCUGGUUAAGAAAAACUUCCUUUCCUUCAACCGGGGAGUCCAGAUAAAUUACAACAUAAAUGAGAUAGACAAGUUUUGCAGAAGCAUAAAUUAUCUGGAGGGAAUGUUUAAUCUGUCCCACACCACAUCAAUAAUAAGACUUAUCAAUCUUGUCGAGUCCCGAGCAACGGCAGAUCUGAUUUUAGAUGAAUGCUCUAUUUUGAACUGUGUCCAGAUAAAUGAAAUUGUGUCGAAACUCGACGCUGAGGCAUCGUAUUUCUUUGGAAACGACAAUAGAAAUGACAAGUUUAUUUCAGAUCCCACCGUAACACUACCCUCCUACACAGCUGUAUCCCCACAUUCCUUUAUAUGUCCUAGGUACCUGCCUUCAGAAAGCUUGUUAUCUAUUCUGAAGUCAAUAAGGUAA